This is a messenger RNA of Coniosporium apollinis CBS 100218, 687 nucleotides long. RefSeq lists its product as uncharacterized. Gene Ontology annotation, molecular function: protein binding. Bases 1 to 687 code for a protein of 228 amino acids. NCBI's taxonomy places the organism in Eukaryota, Fungi, Ascomycota, Dothideomycetes. The record is from RefSeq and is a predicted model, not a curated record. The transcript is spliced from 3 exons.
AUGGAACAGAACAAGGACGAUCCCGACAUCUACUACCACCGCGCCCAACUCCACUUCAUCCUGGGCGAGUUCCCCGAAGCGGCGAAGGAUUACCAGAAAUCUAUCGACCUCGAUAAGGACUUCAUCUUCUCCCACAUCCAGCUCGGCGUGACACAAUACAAGAUGAGCUCCAUCGCCUCUUCCAUGGCCACCUUCCGCCGAUGCAUAAAGAACUUCGACAAGGUGCCGGACGUGUACAACUACUACGGCGAGCUGUUGCUCGACCAGCAGAAGUUCCAGGAGGCGAUUGAGAAGUUCGACACUGCGGUCGACAUGGAAAAGCAGACGAAGCCGCUGGGCAUGAACGUGCUGCCGAUCAUCAACAAGGCGCUGGCGCUGUUCCAGUGGAAGCAGGAUUUCGACGAGGCGGAGAAGCUGUGCCAGAAGGCUUUGAUCAUCGACCCCGAGUGCGACAUCGCCGUCGCAACUAUGGCACAGCUCCUGCUCCAGCAGGGUAAGGUUCCGGAGGCGCUCAAGUACUUCGAGCGCGCAGCAGAGCUGUCGAGAACCGAGGGCGAGAUCGUCAACGCGCUCUCAUACGCUGAGGCCACGAGGACACAGCUUGAGGUGCAAGAGAAAUACCCGCAGCUGGCCAGCCGGCUUCAACAUAUGGGCGCAGGCAUCGGCGCCGCUCCUCCAAUGAGAUAA